CUGUUUCCCUUGAUAAACACACACUCUCAAGGCCAAUUGUCUUAGAUCCAUCUUCUUCAAUUCACCCUUCCUUUUUGUGAUACCCUUCUUUAGCCAUCAUGUUUGCCGCCCGCAGAACUGUCGGCCUUUUUCAGCGCCGUGCCUUCUCGGCGUCUGCUCAACAGAACUCCAAGGUUACCGUCCUCGGUGCUGCUGGUGGCAUUGGUCAGCCUCUGUCUUUGCUCAUGAAGCUGAACCCUCGUGUUAGCCAGCUUGCUCUCUACGAUAUCCGCGGUGGGCCAGGUGUCGCUGCUGAUCUUAGCCACAUCAACACCAACAGCACCGUUACCGGCCAUGACCCAACCCCUUCUGGUCUUCGUGAAGCCUUGACCGACGCUGAAAUUGUCUUGAUCCCUGCUGGUGUUCCUCGCAAGCCUGGCAUGACCCGUGAUGAUCUCUUCAACACCAACGCCUCCAUUGUCCGCGACUUGGCCAAGGCUGCUGCCGAUGCUGCCCCAAAGGCUAACAUCCUUGUCAUCUCUAACCCUGUCAACUCCACCGUCCCCAUUGUUGCCGAAGUCUUCAAGUCCAAGAACGUCUACAACCCCAAGCGCCUGUUCGGUGUUACCACCCUCGACGUUGUCCGUGCCUCUCGCUUCAUCUCCGAGAUCAAAAAGACCGACCCUGCCAACGAGGAAGUUCCCGUGAUCGGUGGACACUCUGGUGUCACCAUUGUUCCUUUGGUCUCUCAAUCUAACCACCCAGAUAUCACCGGUGAAGCCCUCGAGGCCCUUGUCAACCGCAUCCAGUUCGGUGGUGAUGAGGUCGUCAAAGCCAAGGCUGGUGCUGGAUCUGCUACCCUUUCCAUGGCCAUGGCCGGUGCUCGUUUCGCCGAGAGCUUGCUCAAGGCCUCUCAGGGCGUUAAGGAUGUCAUCGAGCCAACCUUUGUUGAGAGCCCUCUCUACAAAUCCCAGGGAAUUGACUUCUUCGCCUCCCGUGUCAGACUUGGACCCAACGGUGUUGAGGAGAUCCUUCCAGUUGGCAAGGUCUCUGAGUACGAACAGAAGUUGCUCGAUGCCUGCUUGGUUGACCUGAAGAAGAACAUUACCAAGGGUAUUGACUUCGUCAAGAACAACCCUUAA
Messenger RNA from Coccidioides immitis RS, 1121 nucleotides. RefSeq names its product malate dehydrogenase, NAD-dependent. Bases 99 to 1121 code for a protein of 340 amino acids. Gene Ontology annotation, cellular component: cytoplasm; mitochondrion. Gene Ontology annotation, biological process: malate metabolic process; tricarboxylic acid cycle. The transcript is spliced from 6 exons. Lineage: Eukaryota; Fungi; Ascomycota; Eurotiomycetes; Onygenales; Onygenaceae. Gene Ontology annotation, molecular function: L-malate dehydrogenase (NAD+) activity. The record is from RefSeq and is a predicted model, not a curated record.